This is a messenger RNA of Tigriopus californicus, 2135 nucleotides long. RefSeq lists its product as uncharacterized. The coding region runs from base 919 to 1986 and encodes 355 amino acids. Gene Ontology annotation, molecular function: protein binding. The transcript has a single exon. NCBI's taxonomy places the organism in Eukaryota, Metazoa, Arthropoda, Copepoda, Harpacticoida, Harpacticidae. The record is from RefSeq and is a predicted model, not a curated record.
AACUACGGGCUUUUAACUUUCUUUUUGACCAUUUCAUAUUCAAUGAUAAUGUUUACAAAACUUGUCCCAGUUAUUAUAACGCAUUACCCUGAUAAUGCUUGAGAAACAACCACCGUUUACCCAAUGUUGGUCAAAUUUCCGGUCCCUGUUGUAAAACAAAGAACUUUAUGCCUUCCGAAGUUCCCCUUGCUUGCAGUCUCUGUUGGGAUGGGAAUGUAUUAUUGCGCUCUCCGAACUCUCUUGCCAAGAGCAACAAAAACACAUCAGGCAGAGCGGAGAGUUGUUGUGUUGUGCUUAAAAGUGAUUCGGAUGCAUGCUUGUCGGUGAUGUUGGCACAGGCGGACCAAGUGUACAUAUUGAACAUUUUACUAACAGGGCGGAUAAGUAGUAAAAGUCGGAGUUGUAGAGCACAAAAAGUUGUGGGUGUUAACUGACUCAAAGGCACUGAUGUCUCCGUUCACAGUGUGUGCGAUCAAGCUUCCCGUCUGCCACCUGAAUGGGUGCAAAGUAUGUUGCCAAGGUUCGCGCACCCAAACGAUGAGCCUGACUUGCCCGAAUUGCGUCUGAACUAUGAACACAAUCGUUUAUCUAGAGCAAAGUUAGUGUUUAGUUGCAAGUCCUUUGGGUGUUUUUUUGUGAAUCUUACGAAAAAAGGCGUGCGCCAUGGUGUUCAAACUUGGACCUCCUUGAUCUUUAGUAAAGUGUUAUUGUUCAUGGGAGACGGAUGAUUGGUGGUCAUCGUAGGAGAACGUUCAUGGCGUAAAACCUCCAAGCUGUCAGCUGACUGCCAAUCCUGCCUGAGUGCAACAAAGCAGGAUCUUAAAAACUCGGAAAAUACAUGGAAUAAGGGAAUAGGGUGAUUCAUUCGCAGUGGAUGUUGAUAACCAUUCCAUUUCUGAGCCAUCCUCUUCCUGGACCAUGUCCAAAAUUGUGAACACAUUUUCGUGCAUCAUGUGGAACUUGGUCUUACUUUCGUCCUUGACCUGGAUCCCAUCCCAAGCUAUAUCAUACAAUCAUCUGGAUUUGCUCAAUAUCUGCCCAAAGAAUGGCGGAAAGAAAGAGGUUCGCAUGGGUGAACGUCCGGCAAUAUUAUCGCUGGUGGCCAACUCGUUUCCCUUUGAUUGUCAUUUGGAAUUGGAGGUGUCAAAUGGCCUUGGUAUUCAUUUGUUCAUCGAGGAGAUGAACCUUUUGGGGGAUGAGUCUCAUGAUUGCCCUGAGGAUUACAUUCAAUUUAAAAGAGAUGUCUUGGCAUUUACAACCCACCGGAGUCCAAGGUUCUGCGGAAAGCGCGUCAAGGAAAACCACUCAACGCCCAUAGAGGGCAUGUCGCCUCAUUCCCGAGGAGGAUCUGCCCAAAGAUUGUACAUCGAGGAGCACGACUUCGAAAUGGAUUUUUUGGUUCAUCUCUCGCAAGCUUCGAACAUUCGUCGCAACCUCACAGUGGUGGUAACACCAUUUAGGAAAGGCUGUCGACCCAAUCAUAGCACCUACAAGCAAUGCAGCCAUACCUCGCACUGCAUCCACCGAGACUUGUUUUGUGACUCACAGCCUAAUUGUGCGUGGCCUUCGGGCAAUGUGUCCGAUGAAAAGUUUUGUGUGGAGAUAUCCGAAAGCUUCUUUGACUUGUCCAAUCUCCCUGUAAUCAUCGUGGUUGUUUUGGUGAUUGGGUUCAUCUUGGUCAUAUUUCUCCUGGCCAUUUGCCACGUCAAUGAGUGCUCCAAACGCAGAGGAGAACCCGCAGUGCCACUCCUGUCUCUAACCCAGGCUCAACCGCCACCUCAGGUACACCCCGACUUAAGACAUGGGAACCAAAGGGGACCCGCCUCUGCCCCACCGGAAUCUUCACGAAACUCGACAGUUGCUCCUUUUGUGACUGACUUUGGACCCAAGGCUUCAACCCGGGAAGGUCAGCCCCUAACACCACCCAGUUAUGAAGAUGCAAUCCUGCAUCCAAAUCGCUACCCGCCACCUUAUUCAUUGAACUAGCCCACGCGGAAACAUUUCUGUUUGUCAGAAUUAAAAACAGUGCUUGACAUGUAUCAGAUUCACGUACAUACCAUAUGUAAAAUGACCUUAAAAAUCCAACAAAUUAUGAUAUUCAAAUAUAUGAAAUAUCGCCGAUGAGCGACCCCCAA